AUGUCCGCUCGCCGCGACUCCGGCACUUUUGCUGCCGCUGCUGUUGCCUCUGGCCCGGCUUUCUCUCCCGGUUGUCCUGUGUCCGGCGAGGUCGAAACUCCUCUUGCUGAAGCUAAUGAUCAACUGUUUGCUAUGUCACGUCUAGAUGACGCUUACCCGGUGCUCAUGCUGUGUCGCCUGCUUCUUCUAUCUAUGAGGAUAUAUCUAUUGGCCAUUGGCCUUAGAAGACACCAUUUCUGCUAUAGAGGUUGUGCUUGCCCACCUCUGCCAGGCGGAGAGUCGGAUGAGCAGGGCCUGACUGGUGGCUUUGGGGUUUUGUUUCCUGUGUUCCCUUUUGUAGGAAGAGCAUUCUCCAUGUCCACUUAA
Molecule: messenger RNA, 366 nt
Organism: Aspergillus tanneri
Lineage: Eukaryota; Fungi; Ascomycota; Eurotiomycetes; Eurotiales; Aspergillaceae
Exons: 2
Coding region: 1-366 (121 amino acids)
Source: RefSeq, a predicted model, not a curated record